AUGUCCGAGCCAGAGCUAGCCACCAAGGCACCAGAGUCAGAUGCAUUGGAACCAUCCCUGAUCUCAUCCACCGAUUCACCCGCACAGACUGGGCCUACCAUGGGAGAGCAUUGCGUUACGGACCGUCCGACACCGACCUCCAAUCGCCAGCCAUCCGGCGAGAUGACCAAGUUCGGCGACAUCGAGGUCUACGUUUCCAAACCAGGAGACUAUCCGAACUCGCCGGCAAAACUACUCCUGCUUUUGACAGCAGGGACCGGGGUACACUCGACCAACAACCAAAUACAGGCAGACCUACUCGCCACGGAGGGCUUCGUGGUUAUCAUGCCCGACCAAUUCGGUGGGGAUCCCGCGCCCAACACUAAAGCCAUCUCGUCAGAGGAAGAACCGCCCAGCCCGAAUAUCCUAGAACAGUUCAAGCUACGCGCCGCGGAGACGGCAAAGUCAUUCCUCGUUGACAUGUGGUUAGCCAGGCAGACGCCGGAGAAGGUCCUGCCAAUCCUCCUCAAGGUGAUUGAGACGGCAAGGGACGAGUACGCUGAUGCGUUGGCCCACGGCGGAGGCAUUUAUAGCGUCGGGUAUUGUUUUGGAGGGAAGUAUACCGUGCUCCUGGCCGGUGAGGAUCCUGGAUCGCUGCUGAAUGGGGGCCAGGCCGCAAAGGACGAGGAGGCCGGUGUGGUGAAGGAGCCUCUGAUCAAGGCGGGCGCGGUGGCACAUGCGACAUUAGUGACGAGAGAAGACUUGAAAGGUGUCAAGGUACCCCUGUCGUUCGUCUGCGUUGAGAACGACCCUUUGUUUCCUGACGAGAUCCUGGAGGAAGGCAAGAAGCAAUUUGCUGCAAGUAAUCUAGUACACGAGAUCAAGACCUAUCCUGGUGUCCCUCAUGGCUUUGCGGUCUAUGGUGACUACGAUUCGCCGACGAUUAAGGAAUCACAGCAGUCAGCCUUCCAACAGAUAUUGAGCUGGAUCCAGUCACAUUGA
Exophiala aquamarina CBS 119918 is the source of this 981-nucleotide messenger RNA. RefSeq lists its product as uncharacterized. The record is from RefSeq and is a predicted model, not a curated record. The transcript is spliced from 3 exons. Gene Ontology annotation, molecular function: hydrolase activity. The coding region runs from base 1 to 981 and encodes 326 amino acids. NCBI's taxonomy places the organism in Eukaryota, Fungi, Ascomycota, Eurotiomycetes, Chaetothyriales, Herpotrichiellaceae.